Megalobrama amblycephala (Wuchang bream) is the source of this 2485-nucleotide messenger RNA. It is a transcript of the gene grb7, whose product is annotated as growth factor receptor bound protein 7. Gene Ontology annotation, biological process: signal transduction. Lineage: Eukaryota; Metazoa; Chordata; Actinopteri; Cypriniformes; Xenocyprididae. The record is from RefSeq and is a predicted model, not a curated record. The transcript is spliced from 16 exons. The coding region runs from base 160 to 1788 and encodes 542 amino acids.
UCUCCAAGCUGUUUGUGCGCCACUUUGACCGUCCGUCACUGCGUUUGGUCUGGGGUCGUACUGAUGUGCAGCCUGAUUUCUGAUGCAUGUUUAAGAGAAAUCUUUCCUUUGAGCAUGAAAAUGGGGCCUGUGUGGUUUACCUUCUUUGUUAUUUGAUUGAUGGAGGUGGAAGGCUGUAGGUCAGAGGUGGAAGUGUUUAGGAGGUCAGCGGUUGAGACGAUGUCCACAGGAGAUUCAUUGUCUGGGAAGUGUUCUCCAUUGUCCCAAAACGUUCAGAUGUCAACACCUCGAUCGAUCCCCCUCACCAUGAGAAACACCGACAGUGGUCCAUCAAAACGGGAAUUUCGAGCUUCAUCCGCACCUUUGAUUCCCAAUCCAUUUCCAGAGCUCUGCAAUCCGGCGCACUCCCCGGUGCUGCCCGGAUCUCUCGGCGAGCGGGACCCUCUCUCUGACAACAGAAAACAUAUGAACGAAGGACUUACGGGUGCAGAUGAAGGAAAUGUGGUUCGGGUUUUUUGGGACCCCACACACAGUCGUUCGGUCCUGGUGUCAUCUGGGGCGACAGCACAUGAUGUUUGUCAUAUGCUAGCGGAGAGCGCCCACUGUAUGGACGAGGAGAGCUGGGCCCUCAUAGAACAUCAUUCUGCUUUGGGCCUGGAGCGCUGUCUGGAAGACCAUGAGCUUGUGGUGCAGGUACAGUCAUCCUGGCCCGUAGAGAGCAACACUAUGCUGUUCUUCCGCAAAAACUACGCCAAGUACGAGUUCUUCAAAAAACCUGUGUUGUUUUUCCCAGAGAACAUGAUCUCUGAUUGCGCUGAUGUCACUAAAGGCACGACAUCAUCAGAGCUGGUGCAGAACAUGGUGAAGAGUGGUUCCUGUCCAGAGAUUCAAGGCUUUCUCCAUGUGAGAGAAGGGGGGAAAAAAUCCUGGAAGAAACUCUAUUUCGUUUUACGACGGUCUGGACUGUACUGCUCCAACAAAGGGCAAUCAAAGGAACCUCGACACCUGCAGUUUGUCGGAGAUCUGGAAGAUCUGAAUGUGUUUACAGUCUUCAAUGGCCGUAAACUUUAUGGGGCACCAGAAGCGCACGUCUUCUGCAUUAAAGCCUCAAAAGACAGGUUUCGCUGUCAGGAUUUGAAGCUGAUGUGUGCUGACAGUGAGCAGAGUCGUACGUGCUGGAUCACGGCCUUCAGAUUGUUUAAGCAUGGGAAACAGCUCCAGUGUAAUUACCAGUUCGCUAAGUCCAGCGCCAGACUUCACAUGGCAUCAAAAGACUCCAAGUUUUCAGAUAGGGAGGAGUCGAUGGUUGCCAUGGAUUUUUCAGGGAAAAGCGGUGGACGAGUGAUUCAGAACCCACACGAGGCCCAGAAUGCAGAGCAGGAGGAAGGACAGAACUGGCGGAAGAGAGAAGCGUUGCGUCACAAUUUACCCACCAACGGUCACGGGUCACAGCUCUCCGCGGUUCAUCGUGUUCAGCCGUGGUUUCAUGGGGGCAUGUCUCGUGCAGAAGCUCAAAAGCUAUUGGAGGAGCAGGGUCAGGUGGACGGGAUGUUUUUGGUGCGUGACAGUCAGCUGCACGUGCAGUGCUUUGUGUUAUGCUUGAGUUAUAAACUGAAGACGAAACACUACCUCAUCAUUCCCUUGGAGCAGGGCGACAGACAGUACUACACUAUGGACGAUGGUGUCACACUGUUUGCAGAUCUGCUGCAGUUGGUGGAGUUUCACCAGAUCAACCGCGGCAUCUUGCCUGUUUGUCUCAAACACCCCUGCACUCGCAUUGCACUCUAAACCUUGAACUUUGACCUCUUCCCCCAAAACUAGGACCUAACUGACCCAGCACCAGUUUCUGGACCAUUAAAGUUUUAAUGGCAGUGGAUGUCAGGACAUUCCACAGUGUUUAUAUUAUUUAUAUUUCAUAUACUAAUCACCUGUAGCACACUUUUGGGCUUAUACAGGUCUUUAAUAUUGGUUAUUGAAACACAAACUUUCAAUACUCUUUGUUUACAAGCUAUUUGUAUUCAUCAUCCUACUAUCCGGAAAGUGCACAAGCAUGUGGGAAUGUUCUUGCUGUUCCUUCCUUCAACACUAGGUGGCGCACUGGCGCUGUGAAUAACUGCGCAUGACGACGCCUGUCCAGGAAUUCUCAAUAGAUAGUUUAUGCAAUAGACAUGCAGGGAUAUUUAAUGCAUCUUAAAGUUGCAGAAGAAGAAAGUGUCAAUGUAGCAGAUUUAUUAUUAUUAAUAUUAUUUUAUUAUUUUUUUUGCUCAACACUGUGUGUAAUUUAUGGGUGUUUAUUUCAUAUUACAAAUAUUUGAGAAGAUAAUAGAGGCCAGUUUAUAUUUGCUUGAUUCUGUAUUUUCUACAUGUUUAUUUAGUGCUUUUUCCGAUGGUUAACAGACAGUCAGACAGCUUAUUUGUAUGUAGUUUAAUUAUGACAAUGACUCCAAAUUGAAGUUGUAAAUAAGUAAACUGAGUGUUUGUGUUA